AUGGAUGACGAUGGCUGGCAGCUCCUUCCAAAACCAGCUAAAAGAUUGAAGAAACUGACCUGUUUCGACAAGUGUAUUUUUUGCCAGACGGGUAAUGCUAAUCUGCGAGUUGCAAAGCCUUCUUCACAAGAGAAAAUUGUUUCUGCACUUAAGCAACGACAAGAUUUGAAAUAUUGUUAAACAUUUGCAGGUGUCGCAACGCCUCACACCUAAUGAUCUUUGUCAUGUGGAGGGAAAACACGUUUUGUGGCACUUAUCCUAUUACGAAGCAUUCACCAGCAAGCAAAACCUACCAUUUUCAGAAUCCAAAACGUCAAAUAAUCCUGUUGAUGUCAAAGUUGGCAAACGAGGCGGCACAUUAUUUGAUUGGUCGAAGUGUAUGUUCUGCAGGAACGCAACACGUAAGAAGGACAUAAAUCUUAUAAAUAUUGUCACCUUUGAAGCAUGUAGCACCAUAAAAGAGUCCGUAGAAGCACGAGUGGAUCACCAACUGCUUGAUGUACUUCAAUCAGUUAAUUAUGAUCUUAUCCCAGCAGGAGUGAAAUACCACAAAGCAUGUCAUGCUUCUUAUGUCAGCAAAGUAAAUAUUAAACGCAUGCAGCGCGAUACUUGCACAAUUGAUGAAAACCCUUUUGAUGAAGCCUUUAACCAGCUGGUGAAGACCAUAACGACUGAAAUAAAUAACGGCAAGGCCUACGACAUGAACAUUCUUUUAGCUAUGUUUAAAAAGGAGUUAGAAAAAUUAUGCAAUGCUGGAGAAAGCUACACGAAGCAAAAGCUUAAAGCGCGAUUAGUGGCCCAUUAUAAGGAAGACCUUGUGUUCCACCAGCCACCUCAACAAUCCAAACCGGAGAUAGUGUAUAGCAGUUCCACAUCUUUGGUUGAUAUCGUAAAUGCGGCAAUAUAUCAACUCUCCGCCACCAGACACGACAAGCUGUAUGUCCAAGGAAAAAAUGAAUGCAUCCACGUCCGAGUUCUUCGACAUCUACGCUGUCGCAACUCAAGUGAGACAAGAAGUAAUGAAAUGUAAUGGCAUCGACAUCCAUCCACUUGAUAUCAGUGAUUUAAACCUCCAUACUGCAAAAGAACUUCCACCCCAAAAUCUCUACUGGCUUUUAAGAUGGAUCAUAACUGGAGAGCAUUAUAGCGACCGCAGUUCAUCUUCAAAUGCAAGAAUUCCUGCAGAUGAGCGCAAGAUUAUAAUGGCCGCACAAGCAAAGCUUCCUAAGUACGAAGCGCUUGCCAUGUCAGUCAAGCACAUAACUGGUUCAAAACAGUUGGUAAUUCUGUUGAACAGAAUGGGUCACUGUUCUUCGUACGUGGAAAUUGAACAAGUGGAGACGAGCCUGGUCAAUGAAAGUUUAGCGAGAUCAAAGACUAGUGGUGUUAUAAUCCCAACUAACAUAAAUCCUGGUGUGUUUAUACAAAUGGCGGCUGACAACAACGAUAUUAAUGAAGAGACGCUCGACGGGAAGAAGACAACACAUGCAACCACAAUGGCUAUAUACAGCGCAAGCAGUACGGUAAUCCACUAAGCACCACUUCAGUAAUUAUGCUUGGUAAGUCUUACAAUCGAGGGAUUCGGGCGCACACGCUUACCAUGGAAGUGAUUUUCAGACUUUUGUGGCAAGUCUUCGUGGAAUGGCUGGAAAGGGAAAAAGUUGGACUAAAGAACGGGACAAAGCAACUUAUUCUCGGCAGAAGUAAGGAAUGCCGGAACACAGUUAAACAGGAAGAUUUCUUCGCGGUAAAUUGGUCGGCAUUUCAAGGUUGUAUCGAGUCUCUGAUGCUACUACUUGACACUUUAAAGUUAGAGAGCAGAAAGAAGUCCAAGGUAUUCAACUGCUGGGAAGAUUAUAUCAACAUGGUGCUGUUGCUCUUGCAGUUUCUUGAAGCUGAACGAACUGGGAACUGGAAGCUUCAUCUCUCCGCUACUGCUGCGAUGGUUCCUCAUUUCUUUUCCAUGGACAGGGUCAACUACGCUCUAUGGCUGCCCGUGUACCUUUCCGACAUGAACAUGUUGGAAUCACACCAUCCUGAAGUCUGUCAAAAGUUCAUGGCAGGAAGUCAUAGUGUGAGCCGUUCGAAGCAACCGUUUGCACGAGUUUGGCCCGACAUGGCCCUGGAGCAAUCAAUCAAUCUGGAUUCGAAGUCGUAAGGCGGCAUAAUAGGCAUGAGUACCAACGAAAAUUCGGUAGAGAAAUGGUUUUUAACCAGUCAUGAGAGAGCGGCAAUAACACAAAAACUCAAGACCAUGUGUGGGAUACAGAAUUGCGACAGGAUCGGAACGCACAAAGAAGCAAGUGCGACAAGAGUAACAAGAGUAACAAGAGUAACAAGAGAUGAAAACGAUGUGCAGAAGCUACUUGCUACGUUCAACGGUAAACUCCUCAGUGACCCUUUUCACAAUCCUGAUGAUAUUAUCAACAACGAAGCACCGUUAACUUUGAGUAAUCUUGCCACAGGUAUUGUUCUACCAGAUGCUGAGGCAAAAAGACUUCUUGACGCAGCAGAGUUAGGAAAACAAAGCAUGGAGGGCUUUGUUUCAUCUAGAGUUCAGAGUAAAGAAAUUAAUUUCUUGGAUCCAAUUCAUAAGCUCAAAAUCAAAUCGUUUAGUUCAGUGGCAAAGCUUGUGAUCGCAAGCUUUUCGGUCGCCUUCUCGUAG
This is a messenger RNA of Paramuricea clavata, 2665 nucleotides long. The record is from the annotation of a GenBank genome assembly. Lineage: Eukaryota; Metazoa; Cnidaria; Anthozoa; Malacalcyonacea; Plexauridae.